CACACCCACCCACACGACGCCAUAGCCGGCGACGGCUCCUCUCAAAACGCGACCCCGCCGCGCGCCCCCGAGCAGACUCGCUCGGAUUCGAGGCCUCCCCUCUCAGCGGGCGACGCCGCCGCCGCCGCAUCGCCCAUCCUUCCCUCCCUCCCGGUCGUCGCCGCCGCCGGGCAGCCGCCAGUGCUUGCCUCUUGCAAGCAGCAAGCAACCUGUCCUCCUGGCUCCCAGGGAAACGAACCUGCCAUGCACAGGACUUGAUUUCCCCUCUCUUCUCCAGAAGAAGAAAAGCUCCAAGCCGCAUUUGUGCAAGUAAUGCACGCCAGCAACAUGAGAAAAGGGACCUCAUCACGUGCAGGGCAAUUAAUAGAGAAGCGAUGUGGGCUGCUAGACGGCAGUAGCUGCAACAAGGGGAUCAGUCGGCCCCAAAAUCGCGAAGGGACUGCGGUAUCAGCCUCAUAGACAUCGCUUUGCAGCUGCUGUUCCGCCACCGCUGAGGGAGAUGCGCAUGCUCGCGCCGCCUGUGCAUUACGCCUUGCCAAGAAUCCACGCACCACUUAUAUAGAAUAAUAAUCAGGAUAAAAAGCUAAAUGUGAAAAGUCUCUGUUUGAUUUAUUAUUAGCAAUGCUUCUCUAUUGUCGACCAAGGGGUAGGUCUCUAAUCCAUUUAUGAAGAGGUCAGAUCAAUUAAGAAAGAAAAUGUCCUUCCUCCUUGUGCUUACAAUCAUACUGUCAGCCAGAUUCAUUUGGUUUUUAGUUGUAGUAUGGACAAUGUGAAUUUUCUUUCGAUAGGCUUCAUGACAUCUUACUUGAUAUCACAUCUUACAGUUUUCAGGAUGACCAAGUACAUGAGGAACAAGAGAAGUUCAUCUCGUCAGCUCAAAUCAUCACAUAAUCAGAAAUCCAGCAGUCAUUGCAUCUUCAAGAGGGUCGCCAGCCAAGAUCUGACAUUUACAACAACAGAGAAAUGUGCAUGGGCAGAAGCAACCUGUCCAGUAUGCAUGGAGUUCCCACACAAUGCUGUUCUUCUACUCUGUUCGUCUCAUGACAAUGGCUGCCGUCCAUAUGUCUGUGCCUCCAACUUCGAGCUCUCAAAUUGUCUUGAUCAGCUUGUAGAGUCAUGCAGAAAAGAAAGCUCUGAGAAUCCAGAGGCAAUAGAGCUUGCAUGUCCCCUUUGCCGUGGUGAGGUUAAGGGAUACACAUUAGUUGAGCCUGCUCGGAAGAAGCUGAAUCACAAGAGGAGAAGCUGCAUGCAAGAUGGCUGUUCAUACAUGGGCACAUACAGAGAGCUCUGCAAGCAUGUCAAAAAGAAGCACCCUUCUGCAAAUCCGCGGGCUGUGGACCCCUUACAUGCCUUCAGAUGGAAGCGGCUUCUGUUUCGAAGUUCAUUGCAAGAUAUGAUCUGUUCAACGACUUCACCAUUGCUGCGAAGGCUAUUAUCUCUUAUGCUGCAAUUAGACGAGCUCAUGGCAUCUUAUUGGGGUGAAGGUGGUGACCGUCGGGGUGCUACAAGCGAUAGUUCACUGCAAAGUGCUAACGCAGAGCCUACUGAUCCGUGAUGUCUGGACCUGUCUCUGUUGAUACUGCAGGGAACCUUACAUGAAUCCCUGACUUGAUGCCCUGUAGAUUCAAAUUUCUGACCUGACAAAGCAAUGCUGGUCUUCAUCUAUUCUCAGGGAAUGUCCGGUCCUCAUCUUGAGAAGAAGCAUAUUGUUAGUCUUUGAUUGAUUUAGUCCAAACGCACUGACAUUGUGCUGGUUGAAUGGUGUGGGGCUUUUGUUCAUACUUCAUUUUAGCCUCUAUUGUGUCAUGUGAUGCAUUGCUCAUGUGCAUCCCUCUCCAGUCUACAUUGUAUGAUAAAACUGUUUCUUCUGAAAUACAGUGUGUUCUCGUUCAGAAAUAGAAAUGCACGAUUUGAUGGCCAUUGGAUCU
Panicum virgatum (switchgrass) is the source of this 1928-nucleotide messenger RNA. RefSeq lists its product as uncharacterized. The record is from RefSeq and is a predicted model, not a curated record. NCBI's taxonomy places the organism in Eukaryota, Viridiplantae, Streptophyta, Magnoliopsida, Poales, Poaceae. The transcript is spliced from 2 exons. The coding region runs from base 761 to 1555 and encodes 264 amino acids.